Messenger RNA from Sardina pilchardus (European sardine), 2615 nucleotides. Its product is annotated as P2X purinoceptor 1-like. Gene Ontology annotation, molecular function: purinergic nucleotide receptor activity; ATP binding; extracellularly ATP-gated monoatomic cation channel activity. The record is from RefSeq and is a predicted model, not a curated record. Gene Ontology annotation, biological process: calcium ion transmembrane transport; response to ATP. The coding region runs from base 216 to 1352 and encodes 378 amino acids. Gene Ontology annotation, cellular component: plasma membrane; nuclear inner membrane. Lineage: Eukaryota; Metazoa; Chordata; Actinopteri; Clupeiformes; Clupeidae. The transcript is spliced from 11 exons.
CCAUCCAAUAAGACUGUAUAGCAGAUGGCAGUUGAUGGAAUGACAACAUCACUGAAAGCAAAUAUGCUGCCCAGUGCAUUGCUAAUAAAUAGUUCAGAGGAAAUAUAAUCCUUGCUACGCAAAUAUGUAUUUUUCUUCCUGUCCACAGGCUGGCAAAAUCCUUGUUCAAGAAAUGAACGCAUCAUGUAAACAAGCACUUCAAACUAAAACAGGAAAUGCAAGAGACUCUAGUAGCAAAACUGACCACACAUCUUGUUUUCUUUAUCUCACAACUGGAAGGGUUGUUGUUGUUGUUGUUGUUGAUCUUUCAAAGAUGGGUGUUCAUCUAUGAGAAAGGCUACCAGAUUGAAGACUCAGCUAUCGGAUCUGUGCUAACCAAGAUGAAGGGAGUGGGCCACACAUCCGAGGAUGAGGAGGAACGGGUGUGGGACGUGGCCGACUACGUCUUCCCCGAACAGGGGGACGCGUCGUUCGUGGUGAUGACUAAUUACAUAAUCACCGAGAGGCAGAAGCAGGACAAGUGCCCGGAGCUUAACGAUGGCAAGAAUUCCUGCACCACGGACAAAGACUGUGAAGGGGGACGAUACAAACGUACGGGAAAUGGGUAUAUGACGGGGAAGUGUGUCAACAAUAAGACCUGCGAGGUGCGCGCCUGGUGCCCUGUGGAAGAUGACCGGACCAUUCCAGAUCCCCCACUGCUGAUGUCUGCUGAGAACUACACCCUCUUCAUCAAAAACUCUGUUACCUUUCCUCAGUUCGGCGUGGUCAGGAGCAAUCUGGUUGAAGGCGUGGACAGCAGUUACAUCAAGAGAUGCCUCUACCAUGAGACAAACAGUCCUCUGUGCCCCAUCUUCAAGCUGGGAGACAUAGUGAGACUCUCUGGCUUCAACUUCCAACAAAUAGCAAAAGUGGGUGGUGCGAUUGGCAUCCUCAUCGACUGGGUGUGUAAUCUGGAUUACAACAUUAAACACUGCAAGCCAAAGUACUACUUUCAUGGUCUCUAUGGUAACGCGCGUGAGACGGACAAGGCCAGGGCAUCUGUGGGCUACAACUUCAGGCACGCUAAAUACUACAUGGAGAACUCGACGGAAAUGAGAACACUCAUGAAAGUGUUUGGCAUCCGCUUCAAUGUCAUCGUUCGUGGACUGGCAAGAAAAUUUGAUAUCAUCCCAACACUUACAGCAAUUGGAUCAGGAGUAGGGAUCUUUGGAGUGGCAACCGUUGUGUGUGACCUUGUGCUGUUAUAUGUUUUGCCCAAGAGAGAUUUCUACAAGAAUAUGAAAUUCAAAUCAACAGUCAUGGAUGAUGAAGCCUUACUUGGUGACUCUGGACCUUUAUCUCCACAGGAUUGACUGCCCCGCCGCUUAAAUCUUCAGCCUCGCUGCCGUGACAACUGACUGCACUGUAAGAACACAAAACACACACUGGAGUAGAUAUGCUCGCACUGGGUCAGAAGGGUCUUACAAAUGGGCAUUUGCAAGCCUGUGGACUUGACACUGUACUACAUAAAAGUCUCCCAAGAAUGAUUCCACAUCCAUGUUCAGCAGAGGGUUUUUUUUUUUUUUGUAGUAUCACAACAUUUGGGUGUGUAAUCUUUUUUGCCCAUAGACUGUCUGGGAAUCAGGUCCUGUCCCUUGUACUACACGGAUAACACAGUCUUUCACCAACAUCAUCUUUUUCUUGUCUUCAUAGUGUCUUCACUGGGCUGUUUCUGUAAUCCUACAAAUAAACACGUUUUUUUAGUGCGAUAUGUGGCUAACUCACUCUGCAUCUUCUAGUCUAGUAGGAGGAGGAGAGGACAUGUUGGGAUUAUAGGACCUCACAGUACACGACUGGUGUAAGGCCUACUGUAUGUGAUCAUUCAUUCUGAUAUGUCUAUUGGGUUGUUUGUUCAUGACAUGUGGUCAUAUGCAAGUUCUUUUGGAAUGUGUACGGUCAGGGAGUACUGUCCAUGUGACUGGUACUAACGAAAGUAAAACCACACAAGACAAAUUUGUUCUGAAAAAGGCUAUGGAGGCCCAUGUCGUUGUGAUAUCUUUUAUUGUCUUUGAUUAUGUCUAAAUGUACAAAAGCAUGCAAAAAAUAGCCUCUUUGUAUAUAUCGGUACAUAUUUACAUUGUAACAGUUGCAUUCUCCAUUUUUUUUUUUUUUUUCGUGUGUAUGUCAUGCUUUGUUUUUUCGUGUGUGAGAAAUGUACAUUCAGAUUAGGCAGAAGAGCACAGACAGCCAUUGAACAUACAUCUUAGACAGGCACUAAAACACAGACAGAGGGACGGAUCUAAUGGGCGCCGUGCUGUCGGGGCUACAUGCUGUACAAUCUCACUGUUGUCUCACUAAGCCCUUUAGCUGGAUAUUCACAACUGAAACAGAUAGAGUGCCACCCAUGUCAUUGGAGUUAAUUAGAGACAAGAGUACCUCAGUGAUGACUGACAUUGUCCCUGUGAAAGUUUACUGCCUACAGUAGUUAUACCUGCAUUUGUGUUUGUUUUGUUGUUGUUGUUGUUUUGUUUUUGUUUUUUUCCCUUAGAAUGUAAGGUCCCAUUCUGCUGUUGGGAGCUAUCGGAUUGACUGUGUGAAAAGAAAAAUGAAUGUUGAAUAAAUAUGCUGAAGACAAG